Molecule: messenger RNA, 1781 nt
Organism: Solea senegalensis (Senegalese sole)
Lineage: Eukaryota; Metazoa; Chordata; Actinopteri; Pleuronectiformes; Soleidae
Gene: p2rx2
Product: purinergic receptor P2X, ligand-gated ion channel, 2
Exons: 12
Coding region: 84-1331 (415 amino acids)
Biological process (GO): monoatomic cation transmembrane transport; response to ATP
Cellular component (GO): plasma membrane; nuclear inner membrane
Molecular function (GO): extracellularly ATP-gated monoatomic cation channel activity; ATP binding; purinergic nucleotide receptor activity
Source: RefSeq, a predicted model, not a curated record
AGAAGGUGAGGGGAAAAUAGUGAGAAGAAAAAAACUCAAAUACAAACAUAUAGAAAAUAGACUUGACAAGAAAAUCUCUGAGUAUGUGUGAGGUAUUUCACAAGUUCAUCAUGGGAUUACGAGACUUUCUAAAGGAGUAUUUUCUUGGUUUCUGGGACUAUGAGACACCCAAGGUAAUGGUGGUUAAAAACAGAACUCUUGGAGUCAUUUACAGAAGCGUUCAGUUUCUUGUGAUCACCUACUUCAUCUGGUACGUCUUCAUGAGUCAGAAAGCAUAUCAGGAGAGUGAAACCCGGCCCGAGAGCUCUGUGUACACUCGCAUGACAGGUAUAGCAGUUCAUGGUGAGGAUAUUCUGGACACUGUGGAGUACGCUCGACCCCCAGAGGGUGGUGAUGUAAUUAGUGCUAUAUUGAGACGAGAAGUCACAUAUGAUCAGAGGCAAGGGACAUGUGCAGAGUAUUUCAAGGUUCCCCGAGCCAACUGUACAAAAGAUUCUGACUGUGUUCGGGGUGAAGUUGACUUUGAUGGUCAUGGCAGAAGAACCGGCAGAUGUGUUAAGUACUACAACCACACUUUCAAAACAUGCGAGAUCCAAACCUGGUGUCCAGUCGAGGAGUAUGCUGUAGUACGUGAACCAGCUUUAGUGGAGGCCAUCAACUUUACAGUGUUCAUCAGGAACUCUAUUCACUUCCCCAGAUUCAAAGUACUCAGGGGAAAUAUCAAAGACGCCUCAAAUAAACGCAACAUGCACAAAUACCUCAGUCGGUGUCACUAUGAUGAGGAGAAAGAGCCGUACUGUCCAAACUUUCGCCUGGGCUACAUCGCAGAAAAGGCAAGAGAAAACUUCAGUGAGCUCUGCAGAACUGGAGGCGUGAUAGGGGUUUUUAUUAACUGGAAGUGUAACCUGGACUUGGAUCCUUCACACUGUAAACCUACAUAUUCAUUCCGUCGUCUCGACGUCAGAAAGGAUCUGGACAAUUCUGGAUACUAUUACAGAUUUGCCAAAUACUACAGUAAGGAGGGAGUAGAGUCUCGGACAUUAAUAAAAGCCUACGGCAUCAGACUGGAUGUGAUAGUUCACGGACAUGCUGGUAAAUUCAGUCCCAUCCCGACCAUCAUCAGCACAGUGACUGCUAUGACUUCAGUCGGGAUUUGCACCAUCAUCUGUGACUGGAUUAUGCUGACGUUUAUCGACAAGAACGAAGUCUACAGUGACAGAAAGUUUGACGAAGUUAGCAAGGAGCCCAGAGUGUCCAUUCCCACAGAACUCAGCUUCAUAACCACUUUCGGCUCAAACCAUUCAGACCUGUCAGAGGGUGUACCGCUGUGAUGUCAUCACCGCUGCCUCCAUCCACAUCAGCCAUGUGUGUGUGUGUGUAGACUCGCCCCAAAAACCAGCUGACCGUGACCUUGACAGCAAAUCUGAGCGGUUUCUCCGGUGCCUGUGCUGCUGUUGGCUGCCAUGCUCUUGACAAUGGGAAUACACUGAUAUACUGUAUAUACUUUACUGGGAAACACAGUGGCAGAAAACACUCAAUAUCUUGUGGAUGCCUUCUAUCAUCAACUCAAACCUUGGCGGACUGUUGGACAGUGUCUUUAUAAAAAGACGUGCUGCCUGGACGACUGUGACAUCACUUACAGGAUGUGUUUAUUUACCGGAAUUUAAGCCGGACAUUACUUAUGUCCAUGCACCGCGAAACAUUCAAGCCCUCUGCGACAUUAGUGUUAUAAUGUCAUCGUCUCACAUAAGAAUGCAAUAUAUGGUGAAAACACUCACUGA